This is a messenger RNA of Coprinopsis cinerea okayama7#130, 498 nucleotides long. RefSeq lists its product as hypothetical. Lineage: Eukaryota; Fungi; Basidiomycota; Agaricomycetes; Agaricales; Psathyrellaceae. The record is from RefSeq and is a predicted model, not a curated record. The transcript has 4 exons. Bases 1 to 498 code for a protein of 165 amino acids.
AUGACCGCGAAAACCCCUCCAGACUUGCUUCAGCCCAUGUUGUCGUCACAACUACGACGUCCAGAGAUACGAGUUUGGGAUGUCGUGAGGCCUGCGCUUACCCCUCCCUUCUUCGAACGACUCCAAUCGUUUGAAAAGUCUUCAGGGCCCUAUAUGCGUGUCAUAAGAACCGGUGAGACGACGCUAAACGAAAUCGUCCUCGGUACAUACGGAACGCCCUACACAAGCGAAGUCGGGCGAUACAUCGACUGGAAAAUCGCCGUGGCUCAUGCGCUUACCCAUUACUCGACGACGACAGCCUUCCACAUCCGAAUCUUGAACGCUGAGUGGUCGUCUCGACGUCAGAGAGGCGGGGUGAGGGUGUUGCGAACACUGCAGAAGCUUCAGGCGAGGGGAGUUGAGAGGAUCGAAAGCCCCACACCACUCCCUAUACAGACACGACAGCGCUAUAUGCGUGUCAAGGUGCGGGUACUUGAAGAACCGGUGAGACGAAGCUAA